CAGUGGUCCUAUACAUCAGUGCUAUGGUUAGCAUGUAAACAUUCACUAAUAUGAAUUACACAUGCCAUGCAUGAACAAACAAUGGACACUGACAGACUGAGAUGAGACUCUACACUAUCACAUUACAUCCCCAGGGCCAAUUGUUUGAUCGAGUCAUUACUUUGCAAUAGAAAUCAAACCAACCAUUUUGCUGAUAUGCAAAUCGAGCUCAUUUGCCUAACAAAGACUUUCGCUUGUCGGCAUAUUCUGCUUUUUGAUAUAAACCUCGACUGCUCUGCAGCUGGAGAAGGUGAGCAGUUCAGCAACUGUGGAAAAAUGGGAAAGAUUGUGUUCUACGAGGAGAAGAAUUUCCAGGGCCACAGCCAUGAAUGCAGCAGCGACUGCCCAGACCUGCACUGCUACUUCCGCCGCUGCAACUCCGUCAGGGUGGAGAGUGGGUGCUGGGUCCUGUACGAGCGUCCCCACUACAAGGGCUACCAGUACAUCCUGAACCAAGGAGAGUACCCAGACCACCAGCAGUGGAUGGGCUUCAGUGACAGCAUCAGGUCUUGCCGCUGUAUCAUGAACGUGUAUGGAAAUACCUACAAGAUCAGAAUUUACGAGAGGCCAGAUUUUGGAGGACAGAUGGCUGAGUACCGUGACGACUGCCCCUCAGUCAACGAGGCCCUGAAGUUCCGUGAUUUCAACUCCUGCGUGGUGAUGGAGGGAGCCUGGGCCUUCUACGAGCAGCCAAACUACAGGGGGCGCCAGUACUUCCUGGAGAAAGGGGAAUACCGCAACUACAGAGAUUGGGGUGCCAGCUCUUCUGCUAUCGGUUCCUUCCGCAGGGUCACGGAGUUCUAGAGCACCAUGGUCUUCCUACGUUGGCU
Messenger RNA from Engraulis encrasicolus (European anchovy), 869 nucleotides. Its product is annotated as gamma-crystallin M2-like. The transcript is spliced from 3 exons. Gene Ontology annotation, biological process: lens development in camera-type eye; visual perception. Lineage: Eukaryota; Metazoa; Chordata; Actinopteri; Clupeiformes; Engraulidae. The record is from RefSeq and is a predicted model, not a curated record. Gene Ontology annotation, molecular function: structural constituent of eye lens. Bases 196 to 843 code for a protein of 215 amino acids.